AUGACGCGACCAGCCGUUCAAACCAUCCAACAGCCCAGAGUAAGCUGCUUAAUUGUCCGGGCCCAAUCUUCACCCAGGUUCGUAAAGACAACGGCCCGCUGUCCCAGGUAUGGCCAUAAUUUAGAGCCCAUAGAGGCAGAUAGAGGUCGCCUCAUAAGCUCCAGAUCUAGUUUCAAGUACUCAGCAUUAAAAGUACGAUGUUUACCAAAAGAAUUGGGUAUACAGGACGGCAGGCCAACUACUGCGGACGCUGGCUUGUUCCAAAUAAUAAAAAAAAGACGUAGGUUAAGGUUGCGGUAUCUCACAGUACGUUUGGGGGUGAAGCGGUGUGUCUUCUUCACCUUGCUACUCUGCUCAUAUGUCUCGAGCAUAAUGCUCAUGCUAAAUAUCUUACGACAUACACCACCCUGCCAAGAACAUAAGUUCGGAUUCACGCCGUAUUUACUAUUGUAG
This is a messenger RNA of Lachancea dasiensis, 453 nucleotides long. The record is from the annotation of a GenBank genome assembly. Lineage: Eukaryota; Fungi; Ascomycota; Saccharomycetes; Saccharomycetales; Saccharomycetaceae.